CUGGCCAUUCUUUAAAUCGUAACGUCGGUCAUGGUACACCACUAGGAAGUCACGUGACCAGCUUGCGUUUGAGAGCGCAUUCACAGCUGCUUGUAAAUAGAGGCUGUAAAUAUAACUAUAGUGAAUAAAGAUGAGUUUGGGAGCGCGCGCCACCAAGGGUGGUGCGAGGGCGGGCAAGGACGGGAAGCACGCACAGGACAAAGGCAAGCCCACAGACAAGCCCCAGCCCAAGGAGAAGGUCAAGUUACAGGCCACCACAGAACAAAUUCGCAUGGCAAAUAUGAUCGAUUGCAAAAGCGAAGAUUCAACUGAUGUUCGCAGAAUGGUGACCGUCCUGAUGGAGAUGACGUGCCGCACAGAGGAGGAGGUGUGCUCCGCGCUGCACGACUCCGACAACGACAUGUUUGUUGCCUGCAACUUGUUGCUGGAGGAGAGCGAGCGGAUACAGGGCGAGUGGCAGACUAACGAGAAGAAAAAGAAGAAGCCCCCCGCCGCGGCGGGUAACGGCGAGGUGGAGCCUCCUCGAGACGGCCGGGAGCGCGACGCACGCAGCAGAUCCGGACCCAGACCACGUCGUGGCGAGGGUGUGGGUGAUGGUGGUCGCGGUGCAGGACGUGGCGGGGGCGCGGCGCGCGGGCGGGGCGGAGGUCGCGGGGGUCGCGGUGCGGGGCGGGGCGGCCGGCGAGGUGGUACUCGCGGCCGUCCCUCACGCGACACGCACUGGAACGACAACAACGAUGCUGGUGGCAACAUUGGUGACUCUUUCCCUGCCACAGAGGACUGGGACAAUGAGGAGUGGUCCGGCUCACUCUCAGACACCAAGGUGUUCACUCCGAGUGUGAAUGCACAGAACUUGGUCCCUGAGCACGACAACGCCUCGCAGAAUGCUACGGAGGAGUGGGAGUGCCCUCCGGAGAGCAACGGGCCGACGGACCCCCACAUCACCUCCUAUACGUACCACAACACUGCGCAGGCGCACCACCACCAGUCCAUGCUCGAGCAGCAGCAACAACAACAGCAACAGCAGCAGCAGCAACAGGUGCUUAGCGCGCCCAAGCCGGAGCCCGCAGCGGCGCCCGCGCCUGCAGACCCACAUCUGGCACAUCACCAUCAGCAGCCGAUGGGCAUGUCUGGCAGUCUGAGCGCAGCGCAGUCGCAGUACCUCUCCCAGCUCACCCAGCAGUCGCAGCGGCAUGACAAUAGUGUAUACACCAGCAACUAUGGCGUGUACGGCUCCGCGGACAUCACCAGCCAGCGCAAGACGCAGCGCGCUAGGGUUCCGCCGCCAUCCAAGAUACCUUCAUCUGCGGUGGAAAUGCCGGGCGGCGGUGAAUCGAGCGGCGCAAUGUUCCUCGACGUUCAAUUCGGUGCCCUGGAGCCGGACACGCUGCACGACACCGCGCCCGCGCAGCCCCAGCACCAGGUGCCCUCGCAGCACCAGGUGCCGACCCAGCACCAAGUACAACAGCACCAGAGCCAGCACCAAGUGCAGUCACAACACCAGGUGCCGUCCCAGCACCAGGUGCAAUCGCCGCAUCAAGUGCAAUCUCAGCAUCAAGUGUCGUCACAGCAUCAAGUGCAGUCGCCGCACCAGGUUCAAUCUCAGCACCAGGUUCAGUCGCAACACCAAGUGCAGUCGCAACACCAGGUGCAAUCAACGCACCAGGUGCAAUCACAGCACCAAGUGCAGUCUCAGCACCAAGUACAGGCUCAACACCAGGCUCAGCAUGUUCCUCAGACUCAUUCCCAACCUCCUAAGCAGGUGCCGUCAGUGGCGGAGUCCCAGCCGGUAGCUACUAGUCAUGAGAACGCAGUUGAUGUUUCCAGCAGUAACUACCACACCAGCAGCACAAUGCUAAGUGACAGCUUAUCAGCAGUAGACACGACGGCGACAAGUCAGCCUGUCACCUCAGAGCCUGCAGUCACCAACGCCACAUCACUAGAGAAGCAGCUGUCAGCGUCGAUGAAGCAGAUGUCAGUGUCGGGCGUGUCGGGGGCGGGUGCGGGUGCGGGCGGGGAGGCGGCCGCCAGCGCCGCGCCUGCGCCUGCGCUGCAUGCCCCCCAGCACUACGCGCACCACAGGCCAAAGACAGUGGGCCAACAGAAUAUGUACCCACACCACGCGGUGUCGCACCAUCCACCCGUGUACGGAGCCAAUGUGUACGCGCCACAGGUAAACUCAUCGAAUGCAGCGUCACUAACGGGCGCGUCUGCGAUGACGGCAGCUGCCUACCCCUCCAGUGUCACUCUGACGCAGUACCAGCCCAUCAUGAACUCAUACCAGACGUCAUCAUCAGCGGGCGCUUACGGCGGCAGCGCGUUGUACACGGCAUCUCCCUACACCGCGUACCAGCCCUCACCGCAACCUAAACCACAGCCUAAAGAACAACAACAGUAUGACAGUUCAGUGGCGUCAAGCAACAGUCUAACGAGCACGUCAACCACGCAGACGUCGACUGCCAAAGUUACCACCACAACAGUGAGUGGAGGUAACGCGGUGAGCAACGCGAGCGCGGCAGGACUGGGCGCGGCGGCGGGCGCGGGCGCAGGUGCGGGCGCGGGCGCGGCGGUGUACGCGGGCGGCGCACUCUACGGCGCUGCGGGAGCUCCCACUGCAUACGCAUACGAUGACCAGCUGAUGCGCGGCGCGUUGCCGCAUCAUAUGGGUGGAUACUACGAGACUGGAUAUGUAGCGCGCGAGGGCACCUUCGGUCUGGGUGGCGGAGAGAGGUUCGGCAGGACGGACGCCGCCUCACCACAACAGGUGCCAGCCGCGUUACCGCCCGGCUACGCCUAUAUCUACCAAGCACCUCCUACCACGUACCAAUAUGGAGUCUACCCCACGUACGGCGGCAACUCUAGCGUGGGCGGUGUAGGCGGUGUGGGGGGCGUGGGCGGAGUGGGCGUGUCCGGCGGCGGCAAGGUGUCCGCCUACUCGCAGCAGCAGCAGCCUCCCUACGACGCACAGGACUCAUACAAACCUGGCGGAGCGUACUCAGGCAGCUCGGGCAAGGCGGGAGGUGGCGGCGCUGACCUCGGCAACGUUAUGUACAACAAGACCCACGUCGCGCUCAACAAGGUCAAUAGCUACGAGAAGGCGGCAUUCCAUAGCGGCACACCACCGCCCUUCGGCGCCGGCAGCCAUCUGUACAUCCCCGCCCCGCCGCACCACCACCCCCACCACCACGCGCCGCAGCAGCACCAGAUGGAUGUUCGGGUGAACAAUAGGCGGCAGGAGAGCGGCGCCGGGGGCGGACGCAGCGCGGCCUCCAAGCCGGCCUCCAGCAAGCCCAACUACUCGCAGUCCUACUGGGCGCCCAAUUAGCCCACCACGGCGCACUACCUCCAAGUCGUCAGACACCUGUACAUAGAGCAGGACGCGCCCCCCCUCGCGCAGCCCCGCACAACCCC
This is a messenger RNA of Papilio xuthus (Asian swallowtail), 3411 nucleotides long. It is a transcript of the gene lig, whose product is annotated as ubiquitin-associated protein-like lingerer. The record is from RefSeq and is a predicted model, not a curated record. Gene Ontology annotation, cellular component: nucleus; cytoplasm. Lineage: Eukaryota; Metazoa; Arthropoda; Insecta; Lepidoptera; Papilionidae. The transcript is spliced from 30 exons. The coding region runs from base 131 to 3325 and encodes 1064 amino acids. Gene Ontology annotation, molecular function: protein binding.